UGGGGUCAUAUACCAUCUGGUGAUAGAGUAACAUCAACUAGUAUUGAUGGUCGUGGAUCAUUGACUAUUACUGGUGUUGUACCUGAUGAUUCUGGUGCCUACACUUGUGAAGCUAUCAAUAAUAAAGGCAGUAUAUUUGCUGUACCAGACGCCAUUAUAAUUGUCAGACGUCAAUCUGGUAUUUGUAAACCACCAAGAUAUAAUUCUGAUGCUAAGAGUGAGGCUGAAUGUAUUCGAUGUUUCUGUUUUGGACAAACUGAACAAUGUUUCAGUAGUGGACUUUAUAACACUAAGGUAAUAUCAUGUAUUUCAUCGAGAUCUAUCUUCAGAGCAAAAUACAUAGCCACAUGCUUUGCCAUAGCAAAAGGUGAUUUGUUUCCAGUUGAAGAAGGUUUUAUUACAUUCAUACCAUCAACACGAGAAUUCUCUGUUCAAGAUUUCCAACAAGUGCUUCGCGGUGACAGUUAUUACUGGAAACUACCCAAACAAUAUCUUGGCAAUAGGAUUACUAGUUAUGGAGGUGAUUUAACCUAUAGAGUAUAUUAUGAUGUACAAGGUUUUAGAUCUGGUGACCUUACUUCAGAUCCUGAUGUCAUUAUAUCUGGUAAUGGUAUUACCUUAUACCAUAGAAGUCGACAACAAGCCAGACCUGAUUCACAAUUUACUGUUGAUAUACCAUUAACUGAGUCUAGUUGGGAUAGAAGUGAAACUUCAAGAAGAGGGGAUACAUUAAUCUCGGAAUAUGCUUCUCGAGAAGACUUGAUGAUGGUCUUAGAAAAUGUUACCAGUAUAUUAAUAAGAGCAACUUACGAUACUAGACAAACAUCAACCAGAAUCAGUAAUGUUUUAUUGUCCUCUACAACUCAACAAGAAAGAGGAUUUGGUAAAGCUGUUAGAGUUGAAGAUUGUAGUUGUCCUACAGGUUAUACUGGUCUGUCUUGUGAGCAAUGUGCAGCAGGUUUCUAUCGAGUUAAUAGAGGUAGAUAUUUAGGUGAAUGUGUACCAUGUAAUUGUAAUGGCCAUUCUAAUGAUUGUGAUCCAUUAAGUGGUGUAUGUAGGAAUUGUAGAGACUAUACUACAGGCCCCUACUGUGAUCUGUGUUUGGAAGGCUAUGCUGGUAAUCCAAGAAGAGGUACCCCUAAUGAUUGUCAAGCUUGUCCAUGUCCAUUAACAGUAAAAUCUAAUCAGUUCAGCAGUACUUGUGUAUUAGAUAACGAUGGGUUAAUAACCUGUACUAACUGUCCUGAUGGUUAUGAAGGUAGACAAUGUGAACGAUGUGCUGAAGGUUUUGAAGGAAAUCCUAGAGUUGUUGGUGAUAGAUGUGUUCAAGUAGAUGUGACUGAAAGAUGUGAUCCUAGAGGAAGUUUAUCUCCUACUCCUAAUCCUCUUACUGGAACAUGUACUUGCAGGGCUAAUGUACAAGGUCAACUGUGUGAUCAGUGUAAAGCACAAUCAUACUAUCUAUCAUCAGACUAUCCUUAUGGUUGUUUAGCUUGUUUCUGUAUGGGUGUAACAGAAUUCUGUACCAGUACUUUACAGAACAGAGCUCAGAUUGGUGUAUCAUUUAACAAUGAUAGAAUGGGAGUUACAUUAUCUGAUAUGUUACAAAGAACAACUAUUAGAGAUGGUUUUACUAUUAAUUCUAAUGAUAGAGAAUUAGUAUACCGUGGCUUCCAGAAUCAACCUAAAGAAAUCUACUACUGGAGUUUACCAUCUAGAUUCCUUGGAGAUAAGGUAUCUGCCUAUGGUGGUUAUUUAAGAUUUACUUUACGGUAUCGACCUGGUAUUGACAACAGUCCUAUUAGUAUUGAACAACCUAUUGUUGAAAUUAAGGGAAAUGAUAUUGACUUAAUCUACAAAACUGAUAGACAAGUUCCAGCUAAUUCUCAAGAACCAUUCCAGAUUUCAUUAUUUGAGCAAAACUGGUUCCGUAUGGAUGGUCAGCCAGCUACCCGAGAAUUUUUAUUGAUGGCCUUGGCUGAUUUAGAUGCUAUAUUGAUCAGAGCAUCAUACACUGAGGAAACAGAUGAAGUGGCAUUAAGUGAUGUUACUCUGGAUGUAGCUGAGAAUAGACAGACAGGACAAGAUAGAGCCUGGGCUGUAGAGGAAUGUGCUUGUCCUAGAGGUUACAAAGGCUUGUCUUGUGAGGACUGUGAUACUGGUUACACUAGAACUGGUAGUGGUCUGUAUCUUGGUUUGUGUGGCAGAUGUCAGUGUAAUGGCCAUUCUAAUGAAUGUGACCCAGAAUCUGGUGUUUGUAGGAACUGUCAACACAAUACAGAAGGUGAUAGUUGUGAAAGAUGUCAAGCUGGUUACUAUGGCGAUGCUAGUCGUGGUACUAUCAAUGAUUGUCAGAAAUGUCCAUGUCCACUCACAGAAUAUCCUAACCAAUUCAGUCCAACAUGUAUCUUAGAUACUGAUGGUCAAGUAACAUGCACUGCUUGUCCACCUGGUCAUACUGGACGUCGAUGUGAAAGUUGUGUACAAGGCUUCGAAGGAAAUCCUCUACAACCUGGUGAUUCUUGUAGAAAGUCAACUAUACAAUGUGACUGUGAUCCUAGAGGAACUAUACCUAAUGCUCAAUGUGACGCCAAUACUCGACAGUGUUUGUGUAGGACUAAUGUACAAGGAUUAAGAUGUGGAUCAUGUAAAGCAGGACAUUUCUUCCUAGAUAGAUCGAAUAAAGAGGGUUGUUUAGCCUGUAAUUGUAUGGGUAUAACUAAUCAAUGUACUAGCUCCUCAUAUUAUAGAGAUGUGAUAACACCAACAUUCCCUAAUGAUGGAUCUCAUAAUUUUGGUUUAACCAAUAGAAGAUUAAGUCGCAUGAUUAAAGAUGGUUUUACAGUGGACGGCUCCAGAAACCAAAUUACUUUUAACAACUUUGCUAGUGUACAGAGAGAAAGAGAAAGUCUUUUUAUUCAAGUACCCCCAAGGUUCCGCGGUGACAAGGUAACAUCAUAUGGUGGAAGAUUGAAGUUCACAUUAGAAUAUAAUACUGCUGCUGAUUCAGGACAGAAAUAUAUGGAUGUUGAUUUAGAAAUUAUUAGCAACAACCAAAGAAUAUACUUAUUAUUGAAUCCUUCACCAAAUCCACAAGAGACCAAUACAUAUGACAUCUUAUUACGAGAGGAAAGUUUCCGUAUGUUAGAUGGAUCAACACCAAGUCGAGGUUCAUUCCUGGCUAUGUUAGCUAAAAUAGAUGGUAUGUUAAUAAGAGCUACACACCAUUCCAUGAUGGACAGUAUCACUCUACGAGAUUUAUCAAUGGAAAUUGCUGUACCAGGACCAAACGGCAGACGUCGUGCACCAGAAGUAGAAUCUUGCACAUGUCCAGAAGGCUAUACUGGAUUAUCUUGUCAGGAAUGUGCUGCAGGAUAUUUAAGAGUACAGGAUUCAGGAUCAGCUAUAGGAAGAUGUGUAAGAUGUAACUGUAAUGGUCAUGCUACUUCCUGUGACCCCAACUCUGGAAAAUGUUUGAAUUGUCGAGAUAAUACUGAAGGAGAUAGAUGUGAGCGAUGUAUUGAUGGUUACUAUGGUGAUCCUACAGCUGGAACACCCAAUGAUUGUAGAAGAUGUGCCUGCCCACUUACAGUAGAUUCCAAUCAAUUUUCACCAACAUGUCGAUUAGAUCCUGGUUUUGAAGUUAUUUGUGAUAGAUGUCGUGUAGGAUAUACAGGACGUGAUUGUGGAGAAUGUGCACCAGGUUACGUUGGUAACCCAAGAGAAGUUGGUGGUUCCUGUCAACGUGAAGAAGGUAAAUUAUUUUCAUUUGAAGGCCAUUGGUUUCAUAGAGCAGACAAUAUUUUUUACAAUUGGAUAUUUUUAUCAUAG
Lottia gigantea (owl limpet) is the source of this 3831-nucleotide messenger RNA. RefSeq lists its product as hypothetical. The annotation marks the transcript as partial. Gene Ontology annotation, cellular component: basement membrane. NCBI's taxonomy places the organism in Eukaryota, Metazoa, Mollusca, Gastropoda, Lottiidae. The transcript has 29 exons. The record is from RefSeq and is a predicted model, not a curated record.